Molecule: messenger RNA, 1569 nt
Organism: Styela clava
Lineage: Eukaryota; Metazoa; Chordata; Ascidiacea; Stolidobranchia; Styelidae
Source: RefSeq, a predicted model, not a curated record
UGUUAAAGUAAAAGUCUUAGAAUAUCAUCAUCUCAGUUUUCAGCGACGUUUUCGUUGAAAUGACGGUAAACGAAUGAUUAACACAUACGGAUGGUUAGUUUUUUCAAGAGAUAUUCAAACUGUUUGUUGAAAUGCAUUAGUGAGGUAGUCAAGUGAUUUAAUUGGCUUCGAAAUUUAUUCAAGAUUUACGUUAUUGAAAUUACUAUUAGAAUGUAGCGAUUGCUUCAUAAGAAAAAUUUGUUUUGAGAUGAUAUAUCACACCGUGCUGGAACGAUCGACUGUUUUGCAAACAUGUCAUUUGAAAUCAAGAUGCAGAAAGAAACGAUCAUUCGGAAGACGGGGUUGGAAUAUACAUGGGGGUUGUUUGGCUUCUAAAUUCGGUCGAAUGAAUGUGUUGGGACUGGGAAUGGAAUUGAAAGACGUUUUUGAGAAAUACAAACUGACAGACACUAUCAUAAACACCCAGCUUGAAUUAUGUGUCUCCAAAAAGAUAAAUCCAAUCAGUACUGGAAAAGUUUCGUUUGAAGGAUUGAGCGGUCAGCAUAUGUUCCGAUAUUAUUUUGUAUAUCUCUGGGCAAAAGACAGUCCAGAAUGUCAGGAUCAUAGAGCUAGUUGCAAUUUGAUAAGAGACUGUGUUAUUCAUCUUUUACGUGCGGUAUUAUAUUCGUAACAUAUUCACCAGUCAUGUGGACUCAUACAUUGGAGUAUCUCUUUCGUACACGUGGUACAUUGGUUAUUCAGUUGUUCAAGGCUGUUCAGCCGUUUUUGCAAGUGAAGGUAAGACCAGCACACUGCAAUCAAAAAUAAAUUCUGGAAUUUAGUGACAAGCUAACAAAGAAAAGACGAUUGGUGUUCACCGGACAAAAUAAAAUAUUGACAAUUUAAAAAUGGAUUUAUUGAUUGGAAACAUUCAAUUAUUAAACAAUGUUUUGCAAAGGAAAUCACACGAGAUUGUCGUAGAUAUUUCUAAUAUUCGUUUAUUCCGGACAUAUUGUUCACCAACGGGUAAUUUAGCCAGACGAUUGACUACCUACCUGUCUGUGUUUCUUAUCUUCCUUGUAAUUUUCAAUGAAUCGUAUUCUUUUACUGAAAGCACUACGAAUAUUUAUAAAUUAUUGCUAUUUCCAAAUUAGACGAAAUCUGUGAUAUAGCAAAGUAUAUAUAUUGCAGGAAUUUACCAAAACAUAACCCUAUAUAUUUACCGCUUAUCGUGACACAAUUUUCAUUUGUAUUCAAAUAAUUCUAAAAGUUAUCGAUCGAUUUAUCCAACAUUAUACACGAAAUAUGAAACCGAUUCAAAGUAAUAUAAUUAUAUGUUUACGAUUAGGUUGUGUAAAUACUGCCGUUUUGAUUUUAGUAUUGGUGAAUCUACGUUGAAAACAUGUUAUUGAUAAAAAUCUUUUCAGGUUGUUCUGGAAAUUAAUAUGUACCUUGUAUUACGUAACAAGGAAACUUUUGAAAUGCAAAAUAAGUUAGUGAAUCUUAAAGUAGAUUAUAAAUCAACAUGUCCACUGUUGCAAGACAAUGAAAUUUAUUUCUAUUUUGUUUUAAUAGUUUUAUUGAAAUGUA